Prunus avium (sweet cherry) is the source of this 962-nucleotide messenger RNA. RefSeq lists its product as uncharacterized. The record is from RefSeq and is a predicted model, not a curated record. NCBI's taxonomy places the organism in Eukaryota, Viridiplantae, Streptophyta, Magnoliopsida, Rosales, Rosaceae.
ACCCAACGGCCAUUACUCUUCCCACACGCCUCUGGAGCCCCAAAAGCUCACUUUUUCACUCCAACCCACUUUCCUUCCCUCCUCCUCUCUUCUUCUCCCUUUGCCCCAAAAGCUCUGCUUUCCCACAAACAGAACCCGAAAAACUCAUCUUCACUUAGAAACACAACAAACAUACAGAGAAAAUGUCUAACAAGUCACCAAUAUUUCCGAUGCCACAACCUCAACACUUCAGCGACUAUGGCUUUGACCCUCAAAUCGACUAUUUUCAGGUCCUGGAAGAAGCAAGAAGGCACAAACGUGAGACAACAAGAUCCAUAGACUCCAUACACUUCAAGCUCCAAAAACCCAUCUCCAAAGACGACCCCAAAAAGACCCACAAGGCCAAGAAGAAGCGCUGGUGGAAAAGCGCUCUGCUUUUCUUCAAAUGCGUCACCCACCACCACCAUGGCCACAACAAUCGCAGCGAAGAAGACGUGCACCAGGCCAGGGCUAAUGCCUUCAGGGCCUCAAUUUCAGGUCCCGUCUAUAUCACAGAGAGCAGAAGUGGCUCGAGCACGCCUUACCGUACGACAAGCAGGCCGUCGUCGGGACCCCUCGCCGGAACUCUGUCUCCGUCGAGUAGGGGUGAGCUGGACAUUCCAUAUCUCAGCCUCAGGGAGCUUAACAUGGAGCAGCAGCAACAGAGGAACUCUACCUCUGCCAUGCCAAUAUAUUUGGUUACUUGAUUACUGAGUGAUUAGAUUAAUCAUAUUGUUAGUCUUUGGAGAGCCAUAUAUAUAUUUUACUAAGCUCUCUUCUUUUGAUUAAUUAAAUGGGGGUGUUAAUUGGGGUUUGUUUGUCCAUUUUUGUUUUUGCAAACUGCAAAGGCAAUUUGAUCCUUUGGAGGAAAGCUAGAUCCUCCUUUUGGUGUUUGUUGCUCACUUUUUCAAGCUAUGAAACUAUUGAACCCUGCUUUGACCUAA